AAUCUUUUGCGUGAUUAACCAUCUCCCCGUCUUGUGUGUUUUCGUUGGAAUCCCCGCCUCCCUAUAUCCACUUGGACGAGAUGACCUUCAACUUCGAACAAGAUACGGACACCUGUCGCCAACUCCUAACUACUUUCCCAAUUUGCUUUGCACCUCCGGACCAAAUUGGAAGACGAUCCCUUCCAACUGGAAUUGUAGGGUUCCAUUUCUCCUUCCCCUCUCCUUCUCCCUCCACCCCCCCCCGCCCCCCCCCCGCCCGGUUCGCUGGCUCUGGCUCUGGCUCUGGCUCGCUCCUUGUGACUUCUCUCCUUCUCUGAUCGCCAUCUCUGCAAUUAGAGCUCUUAGAAGAGAAAGGAAUAGGUCCAGAUCGCACGGAUGCAUUGGAUGUAACGUUACUGGGCCAAGGUGAAGAUAAUGGCAGAAUUGGCCGAGCCUGACCCUCUAUCAGGGGAUGCUGAUGAUACGAGUUGGGUGCCGAGAGUAGAUAUGGAAUUCAAGAGUGAUGAGGAGGCCUACCAAUUCUAUAAUCACUAUUCUAAAGUAGUUGGAUUCAGUGUUCGGAAAGCUUGGAUUAAUCGAAGAGCCUCAGGAGUCAUCAUAUCGAGGACGUAUGUUUGUUAUAAAGAAGGUUACCAGGGCAACAGGAAAGAUGAGAGUGAGGUGAAGAAACCUCGGCAGAAUGAGAGAACCGGUUGCCUUGCACAUUUGACAAUCAAAAUUACAGCAAAUGGUACAUACAGGGUGAGUGAGUUCCACCCCAUGCACAACCAUGAGCUUGUCGCACCUGCGAAAGCUCACACAUUGAAGUCGCAUAGAGUUGCAAAGAAGGCUCGAGCUGUUAUAGCGAAUGCGGCAUCACAGAAGGCUAUGAUGGAGUGUUUGGUCAGGCAAGCCGGGGGCUAUCGGCAGGUCACCUUUUUUUCUGUGGAAGAUGCUGCUGAUAAAAGUUGGGCUCCAAAAGUCGAUAUGGAGUUCGAGAAUGAUGAAAAGGCCUAUCAGUUCUACAAUGACUAUGCUAAAAGGAUAGGAUUUGAUGUCCGAAAGGCUUGGGUGAACCGAAGAUCUUCUGGUGUUAUUAUAUCAAGGACCUACGUGUGCUACAAAGAAGGAUACUAUGGGAAUAAGAAAGACGAAACUCAGGUGGAGAAACAUCGUAUUCGGCCAAAUGAGAGGACCGGUUGCCUUGCGAGAAUGGUCAUUAAACUUGCGAAGAAUGGCAGAUAUCGCGUGACUGAAUUUCAGCCAAUGCACAACCAUGAGUUUGUAACAGCAAGAACAGCACACACUUUAAAAUCGCAUAGAGCUGCUAAUAAGAUUCGAAAUGUUGAAGUGAAUUCUGUGGAUGAUUCUAGCGUGGCAGCAAAAGCUAUCCAUGAUCAUGCGAGUGGACAAGAUGCAUCUUCUCAACAUCUCACUUUUCUUUCUAUGGAGUAUAAAAAUUAUUUACCUGUAAAGCGUAAGGAUGCUAUCAAGCCAGGAGAUGUGGGCGCAAUGCUAGAGUACAUGCAAGAAAGGCAAGUGAAUGACCCUUCCUUUUAUUAUGCGAUACAACUUGAUGAAGAAGACCGAGUUACAAAUGUAUUUUGGACUGAUGGAAAGUCUAUGGCUGACUAUUAUUACUUUGGUGAUGCAGUCUGCUUUGAUACAACAUACAAAACUAAUAGUUGUUCUAGGCCCUUCUCACCCUUUUAUGGAGUGAAUCAUCAUAAACAAAUUGUCAUCUUUGGUGCAGCAUUGAUAUAUGAUGAAACUAAAGAAUCUUUCAGGUGGUUGUUUGAGACCUUUAAGACUGCAAUGUAUGGUAAGCAACCACGGGUUAUUCUAACUGAUCAAAAUCCUUUAAUUAGGAAUGCUAUCAAUUUGGUGUGGCCAUGUACGACUCACCGUGUUUGUGUGUGGCACAUGUACCAGAAUGCAUCUAAGUACUUAGGCCAAGUCUUUCAAGGUUCCAGAACUUUUGCAUAUGAUUUCAGCAGAUGUCUCUUUGAUUAUGAAGAGGAAGAGGAGUUUGUGUCAGCAUGGGAAAACAUGUUAGAAAAGUAUGAUCUCAAAGGCAAUGAAUGGUUGAAAAUGUUAUUUGAGGAUAGGGAAAAAUGGGCUGUGGCAUAUGGACGUGAGACAUUUUGUGCAGACAUGAAAAGUACACAACGUUUGGACAGCAUAAGUGGCAUGCUAAAGGAGUACUUGAGCCCAGAACGAGAUCUACUUCAGUUUCUUAAGCAUUUUGAAAGAAUGCUGGAUGAGCAACGGAAUGCAGAAUUACAGGCUGACUUUCAUGCCACUCCGAGUAUCUCAAUUAUAGCUCCUUCUCGGAUGUUGAGGCAAGCAGCCAGUGAAUAUACACCUGCAGUGUUUGAAAUGUUUCAAAGGGAAUUUGAAAUGUCGAUGGAUUGUAUGGUACACAAUUCUGGUGCAGUUGAGACAAUCUAUGAGUAUAAGGUUAUCAGUGAGGAGAACCCUAAAGUACACUUGGUAAGAUUUGACUCUUUAAAUGGUACACUGGUUUGCAGUUGCAAAAAGUUUGAGUUUGUUGGGAUCCAAUGUCGUCAUGUGUUGAAAGCACUUGAUAUUAUAAAUAUUAAAGAGCUCCCACCACAGUACUAUCUAAAAAGAUGGAAAAAGGAUGCUAAAGUUGGGUCCUUAAGGGACAACCUGGGGCUUGCAACUGACAUUGACCCUUCAUCAUCUAAAGCAAUGCGUCUUAGCUCUCUCUGUCGCAUUAUCAGUAUAGUUGCAGCAAGAGCUGCUGAGACUGUUGAGGGAUAUACGUUUGUUCAAAAUCAGUCAGAUCAACUAUUUGAUCAUGUAUGCGAAAUUCUACAAGCAAGACCUCCUGAGGAACUUCAGAUUAGUUAGGGCUCGCUUCCCAGAUGCUCUCUGGACUUAUUGACAGCAAAGCUCCCUGUUGGACUACUGGAGAACUGACAAGGGGAUUGUAGAAUUCAAAUUCUGAUGUGAAAUUUUUCUGUUUCGAAGUGUAGUGUGAGAGGUGCGGCACGCAUGGAGUUAUUUUUGAAACAUCAUCAAGACAUGAACAUUGCAGCAACCGACUGGACUUCUUCUCUGUGGUGUCAUGUUUUCAGUGUUUUUUGUUAAUGUAGCACUUGGCUGCUGCAGGAUGCACAUGGCUUUGAGAGAUGAGGUGAUCAUUCACACCCAGUCUAAGAGUUUCGAAGAUGGCUUGGUGUUUUGUAUGAUUAUAUCCUCUUUAAAACACUACUCGAACCACCACCUCUGGGUUUAUACUUAGAACCUCUCUCUCGAGUGCAUGUACCAAGGAUGGAGGGUGCCCUAUGAUCAUAUCAUUUGAUUUGUAUGUUUUCUUUCACUCAAGAGAAGAAUUCAGGGAACUA
Molecule: messenger RNA, 3353 nt
Organism: Elaeis guineensis (African oil palm)
Lineage: Eukaryota; Viridiplantae; Streptophyta; Magnoliopsida; Arecales; Arecaceae
Product: protein FAR1-RELATED SEQUENCE 5
Biological process (GO): regulation of DNA-templated transcription
Molecular function (GO): zinc ion binding
Source: RefSeq, a predicted model, not a curated record